Molecule: messenger RNA, 372 nt
Organism: Trichosporon asahii var. asahii CBS 2479
Lineage: Eukaryota; Fungi; Basidiomycota; Tremellomycetes; Trichosporonales; Trichosporonaceae
Exons: 2
Coding region: 1-372 (123 amino acids)
Source: RefSeq, a predicted model, not a curated record
AUGACGACAACCCGCUCCCGAUCGGCUUCCUUCGCCUCCUCAGUAUCGUCUUCCUCGAACGCUUCUGACGCCGACGUUCAAGUGGAAGUAGACGAGAUCAACGAUGAGGCCGAGGUGCUCUCCGCAACGCAGCAGCCACUGCGAUAUCGAAGAAUGCAGGCGCGCGCCACCGCCCACAGAAACCCAGAGGAGGAACGACUACGACACGCUGUCGGCGGUGGGCUCGUCGCCAGCAUGAAGGCUGGCCCGAAACUCGAACAACCUCGCUCACACAAGCGGGCUGCUUGGUGGACACGAGUUUCGGGGAAGGUCGCUCGCGCGGGCGGAUGGAAGGCAGCCUUCGGACUCGGACAGCAGGGAAAGGAGCUGUGA